Messenger RNA from Medioppia subpectinata, 480 nucleotides. The record is from the annotation of a GenBank genome assembly. NCBI's taxonomy places the organism in Eukaryota, Metazoa, Arthropoda, Arachnida, Sarcoptiformes, Oppiidae.
AUGUUGGUUAAUCCAUUGUGUGAUCAAAACAUUGCCAUCGAUUCGGCAUUUGUGGACAAAUACUGUGAUUUGGGAUCAGAUGUCAUCACUUUGUUUGCGGACAACACUGUCUAUCAAUUGACUGUCAAUACAACGGAUCCCAUAAAUCCUGUCUUCGUAUACAACAGAUCCCAAUCAGUGGACGAGUGGUCGGAAGGCAUCGUCGGUCCCAUUUAUAUGGUCAUAACUGCACUGAUUAUAACAUUUAUAACAUAUAAACUUUGGACGAGAUCUGCGCCAAAAGGUUACCGGAGAUACAAAACCAAACCAAAACCUGGAGAUUAUGUGAUCAUCUCUUCGGACACACAAUCGGGUAAUAAGUCUUUGAAUGGAUCGCAAAGUCGAGACCCGAAGGCAUCGAUGUCUUUGUCGUCACUGAAAGACAAGAGACCAACGGAUCUGAAGGUUAAGAGCAAUGAAGGAUCGGUUAAAACGCUUUAA